This is a messenger RNA of Helianthus annuus (common sunflower), 1538 nucleotides long. RefSeq names its product 26S proteasome regulatory subunit 7 homolog A. Gene Ontology annotation, molecular function: ATP hydrolysis activity; ATP binding; proteasome-activating activity. Bases 78 to 1358 code for a protein of 426 amino acids. Gene Ontology annotation, cellular component: proteasome regulatory particle, base subcomplex. Lineage: Eukaryota; Viridiplantae; Streptophyta; Magnoliopsida; Asterales; Asteraceae. The transcript has 10 exons. The record is from RefSeq and is a predicted model, not a curated record. Gene Ontology annotation, biological process: proteasome-mediated ubiquitin-dependent protein catabolic process.
ACCCCUCACACUUUUUCAUCUCACUUUGUUUGCUCUUCAAGAAAACUUGUUCCUCCUCCAUUCUCUCCGGCGACAAGAUGCCUACCGAUAUUGAAGAUGAGAUCAGAGACGAGAAGAACCCACCACCACUCGAUGAAGACGAUAUCGCUCUCCUCAAGACCUAUGGAUUGGGGCCUUAUUCUACCAGCAUCAAGAAAGCAGAGAAAGAUGUGAAGGAUAUGGCCAAAAGGAUCAAUGAUUUAUGUGGUAUUAAGGAAUCGGACACUGGUCUAGCUGCACCUAGCCAAUGGGAUCUUGUUUCCGAUAAACAAAUGAUGCAAGAGGAGCAACCUCUUCAGGUGGCGAGAUGCACAAAGAUAAUUAACCCUAACACAGAAGACGCAAAAUACGUUAUCAAUGUCAAACAAAUUGCAAAGUUUGUUGUUGGGUUGGGUGACAAAGUUUCACCAACUGAUAUCGAAGAAGGCAUGCGUGUUGGUGUUGAUCGAAAUAAAUACCAGAUUCAGAUCCCGUUGCCGCCCAAGAUUGAUCCUAGCGUCACCAUGAUGACAGUGGAGGAAAAGCCAGAUGUGACAUAUAAUGAUGUCGGUGGAUGUAAAGAACAGAUUGAAAAAAUGAGAGAGGUUGUUGAACUACCCAUGCUUCACCCUGAGAAAUUUGUUCAACUUGGAAUCGAUCCACCGAAAGGAGUUCUCUGCUAUGGCCCACCUGGAACUGGCAAAACACUUCUAGCAAGAGCCGUUGCUAACAGAACCGAUGCAUGUUUCAUUCGUGUGAUUGGAAGUGAAUUGGUUCAGAAAUAUGUGGGUGAGGGGGCCCGCAUGGUUCGCGAACUAUUUCAGAUGGCUCGGUCGAAAAAGGCUUGCAUUGUUUUCUUUGAUGAGGUGGAUGCCAUUGGUGGUGCACGUUUUGACGACGGUGCUGGUGGUGAUAAUGAGGUUCAACGUACCAUGCUUGAGAUUGUGAAUCAGCUUGAUGGUUUCGAUGCUCGUGGUAAUAUCAAGGUUCUAAUGGCAACAAAUAGACCAGAUACCCUGGACCCUGCACUAUUACGACCCGGAAGAUUAGACAGAAAAGUGGAGUUCGGGUUACCUGAUAUGGAAAGCAGGACUCAAAUAUUCAAGAUUCAUACACGAACAAUGAACUGCGAAAGGGAUAUUCGUUAUGAACUUUUGGCACGCCUUUGCCCUAAUUCUACUGGUGCGGAUAUUAGAAGUGUGUGCACAGAGGCGGGAAUGUAUGCAAUCAGAGCACGCAGGAAGACGGUGACAGAAAAAGACUUUCUUGAUGCAGUGAACAAGGUGAUCAAGGGCUACCAGAAGUUCAGUGCUACUCCUAAAUACAUGGUUUACAAUUGAUGCAUUUAGGGUCUGUUGGAGUUUGUUUUUAGCUUUGCAUGGAAAAACCUAAUUUUAUAUGUUUGUGUAUCAACUUCUGAUGACAAUGCUUAUAUUGUUAUUUGUCUUUUCAAAAUUGUAAGGAUAUUCUCAUCGCUGGACAUGUUUUAAUUUGGUUUAAAGGAACAUGCUUGCUUUAUA